AGACAGAGAAGGAGAGAAAGAACGAAAGAAAGAAAAGGAGAUGCAGGAGAAAAAGAAAGUGGGAGAGAGAGAAAAAAAUUGAAAAAAGUACAGAAGGGAGGGAGAAGAAUAAGACAGAGGAGAGAGAGGUAAAUGUACACAGCAUCAUAGUUCUUAUGCAGAAGUUUAAGUGUUUGCACACUGACGGUCAACAGACUUCAACACGCUGUUCAGAGAGAAGAAGUGGACAGGACGGCAAUAUCACAGCAGAGGAGCACAAAAAAAAGAGAAAGGAAAGACACAUCUCAUUCCCUGAUAAACUCAGCCACUUCUUCACCAUGACCGUUUCGACUGCAACGAUGAUGGUGCCUAUGAUGGUUGUGGCGUUUUUGUCUCCAUGUCUUGGGAUGAGCAAUGAAGUGGAUUAUGGGAAUUGGAACUACAGAGACGGAGCGGAGAAUGUGAACGUGGCUAACAUACGCAGCGUGACUCGAGUGUUGGACGCCUGGGGCAAACGCAUAUUCAAAGAUAUCAAGACUCUCUUACACUCACAACCCAAUGCCCUUCUGCCAGACUACUCCAGGGUUCGUCCUCUCUCAGAGUCCCUAAAUGAUCUUUUCAGAGAAGUCUCCCACUUACAGAGGCGCAUCACAGAUCUUAACAAUCGCCUAGCAACCCUGGAACCCUUCCUCCGUCAUCAUGGUUACCGAGAGGAGGGGGAGGAAGGAGGGGAUGGCAAGGAACCGGCUCCUCAGAGUGGGGGACCAAGUCAAGCGAAGUAUCCACGGCGCUACGUGGUUCGAGUGGUUCGUCCUGCGAACAGGGUGGUGAGAACCAGACGAGUCAAAGUGUUCAAAAAUGAAAAUGGAAGGGUUAAAGAGAGCGAGAGGUAGAGGGAUAGACGAAAGAUUUGCAAAUAUUACAAUCAGAUGCAUUAAUGUUAUUCAGGAAAUAUCCUUUAUAUUGGAGAUAAAAUAUACAGUAAUUCACAUAUUAAAAAUGUUAGUAUACUAUAUAAGUGUGCAUUCAUUUUCUUUUGUCUGUACUCCUUCACGUUUGGGUCUCAAAGGUGCAAUUAAAGUUCCCUGGCAGAAAAGCGAAUGCUGGGAAUGUUGAUUGUGGAAAACUUUCCCAGCAGGAUAAUACCAAAUGA
Sinocyclocheilus rhinocerous is the source of this 1132-nucleotide messenger RNA. RefSeq lists its product as uncharacterized. NCBI's taxonomy places the organism in Eukaryota, Metazoa, Chordata, Actinopteri, Cypriniformes, Cyprinidae. The transcript is spliced from 4 exons. The record is from RefSeq and is a predicted model, not a curated record. Bases 156 to 872 code for a protein of 238 amino acids.